This is a messenger RNA of Closterium sp. NIES-67, 2256 nucleotides long. The record is from the annotation of a GenBank genome assembly. Lineage: Eukaryota; Viridiplantae; Streptophyta; Zygnematophyceae; Desmidiales; Closteriaceae.
ACUGAGGGGGGAUAUACUGAAGGAAUUUCUCAACUGGAAGUUUCUGCUAGUGGUAGGUUGUGGCUUUCUGAAGUGACGAGUUCUGCCUUAUGACUCAUCGAUGACUCUCCAACAGUAGGCAGAUUGGCAGAUCUUACUCGCUCUGCUCUAAUCCGUGCGAGCAUUACGGAGCAUUUGCAAUGCCUUCAUCCCACAUGAGAAAGAAGGCACCCUGACUACUCCCUGCUCAAUCCAUGCUUGCACCAACCGCGUGCCUGUGCAUCCAAACCUGGUUUGAAGAACUGGUAGCAGUUCGCCUUUCGCUGGAUACUCAAGCCGCGCCGAGCCUUUCUGAGGGUCCAUCACCACCCAAUACCUCCUUGCUAGACGUAUUAUUCCAUCCUGAGCUUCUCAUUGCUGGUAGCAUGUCGCCUGCUAGGAAAUGAAUCACCGUAGCCGGACCCUAGCAGGCCACACUCCCUUACACCGCUCAGCAGUAACCCCACUUGUCAACCAUAUUCCGUUCUUCGACAAUUGCUUCUUAGCACGUCUCAGGAUCUCGCCUGUUAAUAUACUGUAGCCUUCCCUCCCCACAGUAGCCUUCCGCCUGUACCCUCCGCGACGGUAGUCUUUCCCCAUACCCCUGUAACUCCUCCCCGGUCGCCUCCCGUUAAUGACGGGGUCAUAGGCAUCGCUGCGCUCCUGGCGAGAAGAAAGCUCCUCCUCGGUUGGUUCUCCGGCUCGCAUCUGGCGAUGCUCGGAGGGGUCGACCCGCCGCGAUCGCCAGGUGGCAAGCCGUCAUUGGUCGCGUCGAGCCCGUCUAUCGGUGGUACAACCGGACCGCCAGGGCUUAUGUCCCCUUCCAAAAUGACUGGACCGCCGACUCUCUCCGCCUUCCUCCUUCCCUUGAUUCGACGCAGCCGAAUCCAGUGGGGCCUUGGACUUCUAUGGAUCGUUCUCUGUCUAAAAGUGAUGAAGGACUCAGUGGAUCGCAUGGAUCGUAGCCUGCAGUCGCUCUUCUUCUACGAGGCCUUCCUCUACUAUAACCCGCUCCUCAUGAUCGCGCUGAUGGUGUGGCUGUGGGGGAUCAACCUGUACGGGCUGGCGCACUCGCGGGUCAGCUACGCCAAGGUCUUUGACCUGGACCACAACCACCUCACGCACGCGCAAAUAUGGCAGGUGUCAGCAGCGCUGUCCCUGGCGGUGCUCUCCUCCAUGACGGCCUACAUGUUCCUCUUCUCUCACGGCCUCAUCAACUUUGCGGCGACGCAACCUGUACUGAUGUACUGUUCUCUGCCGCUGACGCUCGCUCUGCCCUUUGAUGUCCUCUACGCCCCCUCCCGGGUCUACUUUCUCACCACGCUCUUCCGACUCACCUUCCCUCUGCAACCAAUCUCGUUUGCAGAUUUCUUUGUGGCUGAUGUGCUCACGUCCAUGGCCAAGGCUUUAUCUGACGUGGAGCGGUCCAUAUGCCGCAUGUCACAUGGCCAGGUGGCGAGCAUAGCAUGGAUGGAUGCAGGGGACGUGUGUGGGAGCCACUCCAUCAUGAUCCCAGUGGUACUCGCCUUCCCAUACGCCUGCCGCUUCUUCCAGUGCCUGCGCCAGUACUCCGACACCCGAGACAAGUCCUGCCUGCUCAAUGCGCUCAAGUACUCAACAGCAUUUCCUGUGAUCAUCCUAUCAGCCACCAAGUAUCACGUGCCUGUGGAGCGGUGGAGAGCAGUGUACCGGCCGCUGUGGCUCAUGGCAUCCGUGGUCAACUCGUGCUACUCCUACUACUGGGAUAUAUCUCGAGAUUGGGACUUUGGGUGCUUUUCCGGCAAUUGCAAUUCGCGAAACCCUCUUCUCCGCAAUAACCUUUACUUUCCUCAAAGAUGGGUCUAUUAUUGGGUGAUGUGCUCGAACCUUGUUCUUCGAAUCUCCUGGACUUACAAGCUUUCGUCCCACCUCCGAAACAACCUUGCCACAACCUUUGUGGUUACAGCGUUGGAGAUGGUGCGCAGGUUUCAAUGGGUCUUUUUCCGGGUAGAGAACGAAUGGAACAAGAUGACAAUGCGCGCGGCAGCCUCAGCAGAAGACUUGAAGGGCUUAGCGGCUUCGGAGGAUCAAUCCGAUGACAUACCGCUCCUUAAUGUCACAGGAGGGAAGGGUUCUCCAAGGGAUAUUUGAACGUGGAGAGCCAUUUCUAAAUGUCUAGGCCAGUUCAGCAUAGGCUUAGCUUGUGCAUGUACUUCGAAUUCUUUUCUAUGAUCAGUUCCUAAUUGUUCAAGUUUAAGC